UGCGUUUAGAACGUGGGGGUAACUUCCGGUGUAUCCCGUUGCCUAGGAACAGUAAAGCGACGGGUUCGUCGCGGAGCUCCGUUUGCUGAAUGCUGUUCUAGUGAACCGGAGGGGGAUGGCACAUGAUUCUCUCAGGACAACUCUUGCUUACACUAAAAGUCCCAAAAAUUCCAAGAGAACCACCUUCCAGGACGAAUUGCAGGCUGCUAUUUCAGCCAGAACUCUGAGAAAUAAGAGCGACGAAUGGUUUUCUUAUUCAGAUGACUUUGAUGAGGAAAAUGAUAAUGAAGAUGACAUAUUGAAAGAGCUGCUAAUUUCAAAGCUGAAGAAGACCGCAACGUUGAAAGCUGGGAACAAGAAAUCUAAAAUCAACGAUUUCAAGUUCUCUGAUGACGAAGAUGAAAAUGUGAAGCCUAAGAGAGUUUCGUUUAUGAAAACGGGAAGAAAAAGUUCUCCCGCACCCGCCGAGGACUCAGAUCGCAGCAAAAGUGAGAACGGACACGUUGACGAGGAGCUGAAGGACAGCCGGAGCGACUCGUCCCAGUCAGUUUUGUCCAGAAAUAGUCAUCCAGAGACCAGGGAGUCUCCAACGUCAGAGAGGAGUCGGAGGGAGUCCAGUUUGUCUCCACCUUAUGACAAGACUGACGGAGGGCAAGAGAGUCUAACAGGGGGAGAGGACUCCUCCGUCACACUGCCUAGGGAUCAGAGCAUCACUUGGACCUCCUCCACAGGUAGCAUUUUUGAACAUGAGCUCCCUAAACCGAAACCACGUCGGAUCAUCCUCAAGGCUGGCAGCAACACUGAGGAGGAGAGCGAGGCGGGAGGCGAGUCAUCUCCAAGGAGGCAGCCCACCUCUUCCAUGUCCAUUCACCUGUCUUCCACAGACGUGGCCAGCAGCAUCUCCUCACCCGGACGGAGGGGAGCAUCGAGGAGCUCCAGCCCACAGAAGCUCACCGAGGAGGACCUCUCCGUUUCAUCCAAGUUCAGCAGGCCUUCAUGUUCAGAUGGCGAGCAGCUGCCGGCUUCCCUUAAUCACUCUGUGGACGGCUCAUCGAGCAGAGAGUGCGGAGUCUCGGACGACAGCGCGGGGGGGAACGAACGCGUGUAUUCCACUUCCUUUGAGGAAUAUCAGAAGGACAGUAAAGAUGGACAGAGCAGUCUCUCGGAGAGUUUCGGCAAGACCAGGCCUUCGAGCGCUACCAUACAACGCCCUUCCAAGACCCGACCAUCCCGCCCGCACACAGCGGAGUCUCGCUACCUGGGCACUUUGAGAGUUCUUGACCUUAAAGCGACCCUGAAAGAGUCGCAAGCCAAUGAUGCAGACACUCUCCGAGCUUCGGUGUACCAGGAAUGGCUUAAAAAUAAAAAUGCAAAAAUGAAAGAAUCUUUGAGGAUCAAAAGACAAGAUGAAAGAGCACAAGAGGAGAAGAAGCUUCAGGAGGAGCUCGCGAAGAAGCAGGAGGCCAAGGCGUCCUUUGAAGCCUGGAAGCAGAAGAAAGCAGGCUGUAUAAAAGCGAAACUGAAGCAAGACCAAGAAAUGAGUGAAAAGAAACAAAAGGAGAUGGAAGAAAAGCGGGAAACGGCAAAGGAGGUGUUUGAGAAGUGGAAAAAGCAGCGAGAUGUACUUUUAAAAGAGAGGAUAAAGAAACAGAAGCUGAAAGAGAAUCUGCUGAAACAGAAGCACGUUGAGGAGAAGGACGAGAGGAAAAGAGAGAGCGUGUCAGCCUUUUCCAAAUGGAGUGAAGAAAAAAAAGAAAUUAUUAUUGAGAAAGUAAAGAUGGAACGCAGACAGAAAACGAUUAAAGAAGAGGAGGAGAAAUAUGAGAAAGAUGAAAAAGAGAGGAUGGCACUGGAGAUGUAUGAGAGUUGGCUGCAACGGAAAGAACGACAGGAGAGAAGAGAGAGAAGAGAGAGGAGGAUUCAUGCUAUUCUGGAGGAAGAGACUCCGCCCCCCUGGAGCCCACCCAAUAGGACAGUCCCAUUUGGGAAGUAGGCCCACCCUUUUUCCUCUAAUUUCGUAUUCGUUGCUCCGAGUUUAGAUUUCGUGAAACUAGAUCUGUCCGCGUUUGUGUUCUUGCAAGAAAUAGUUGUAUUAUACGUUUGAUUGUAUGUACAUUGGCUUCUCAGUUAUGAAUGAUGAAGUUAUGAUUUUUCAAAGAUAGAAAAUACUUUUUCCAGUUUAUGUUUAUUUUGUAAUAUUUCUGCUUGAAGCAGCAUGUACGAUUCCUGUUUUUACACACCCAACCCUUAGACGUCAGUAAGAAGUACCCAUAACAUAAUUAGACUCCCAGACCAAAUUCAUUUAAGUCACAUCCACAGUGUUUACAGCUCCCGUCUGGUGUUCUUCAGUGCUGGUGAUCAAUAAAAAAAUGAAAAUCUUUGCACAUGUUUAUGGGAUGAACUCAACAAGAGCUUGUGGGCACAGUAUAUUU
Scleropages formosus (Asian bonytongue) is the source of this 2432-nucleotide messenger RNA. It is a transcript of the gene map9, whose product is annotated as microtubule-associated protein 9. The transcript is spliced from 14 exons. Gene Ontology annotation, molecular function: microtubule binding. Lineage: Eukaryota; Metazoa; Chordata; Actinopteri; Osteoglossiformes; Osteoglossidae. The record is from RefSeq and is a predicted model, not a curated record. Gene Ontology annotation, cellular component: astral microtubule. Gene Ontology annotation, biological process: mitotic spindle assembly; regulation of mitotic cytokinesis; mitotic cytokinesis. The coding region runs from base 116 to 1993 and encodes 625 amino acids.